AUGCGCCUCAGGCUUAUUGUAGGCGGACAAGUCGCCAUACUGUCACUCCUUGUCGUGCUGGCGCUCUGGUAUCGCGACUCACUAGAAGAAAAGUUCAAGCCAAUACAAAAAUUCUUCCCUGUCACAGGCGAAGUCGCGCAAACCCCAGCCAACGCGUCACAUCCUGCAGCACCUUCACAGCAGGCCUCUGUGGACACACCAGACAAGGAGCUGACAUCCAUCGACGACGAAGGUCUGGAAGGCGGACGUGUGGGAGAGGUUGAAGUCUCAGCGACCAAGACGUUGGAGAAUGUGGAUGAUUACGUACGGGCCAUUUUUGAUCCAGCCGAUGCGACCUUUCAGCGGCUCGAGUGCCCUGUGCCGCCGCCUCCAGUCUUGGCACGCUAUGAAACAUUGAGACCUCCAGCCGACUCACCUCACAAGUUCAUCAGCUAUUUCUUCGCGCUGGACUUGACUCAGGUCGUCGAUCUCUUGCCUCGUCUCAUCGGAAGCAUCGUGGAGACCAUCCGCUUCCUGGGCCCCGAGAACUGCGCGCUCUCGAUCGUCGAGGGCAACAGCGACGAUGGCACCGCCGAAGUCCUCGACUCAAUCCGCCCAGAGCUUGAUGCACUGGGCAUUGCCCGCUACUUCUUCGAGACCAGCAGUAUCAAUCCCAAGGAGGGCGACAACCAACGCAUAACCAGAUUGGCCGAGCUGAGGAACCUUGCGUUGCAGCCCAUGCUGGACAAUAUCCGCUCCUAUUCGGAAGACACAACCAUCGUCUUCCUAAACGAUGUGGCCAUAUGCAUGGAAGACAUACUCGAGCUAACCUAUCAACGACGCCAUCUUGGUGCUGACAUGACUUGUGCGAUGGACUGGACCUACGUCGGACGAAAUCCCACCUUCUACGACGUCUGGAUCUCGAGGACGAUGAGCGGUGAAUCCUUCUUCAGAAUCCCAGAGGAUAGGAGCUGGGACGAGGCUUGGAAUCUGUUUUGGAACGAUCAUGAAACCAAAAGUCGAUACAGCUCCCACCUGCCUUUCCAGGUCUUCAGCUGCUGGAACGGUGCAGUUACCUUCUCGGCAGACCCAAUUCUGAAUGGGGAUGUGGUUUUCAGGAGUAACAACCCGGGAGAAUGCUUCCAAGGGGAGCCAGAGCUAUUCUGCAAAGACCUGUGGUACAAAGGCUGGGGCAAGAUUGCCGUCGUUCCCACUGUGAACCUCGAGUACUCGGAUGAGCAGGGCAAGGCGCUCAAAGCCCUCAAAGGAUACACCUCGAAAUGGGCCGGACCGGAACAAGACGAGAGAUCCAAGAUUGAGUGGCAACGGGAUCCGCCGCAACAGGUGAAAUGCAUGGAGAUCAUGGAGCAGCCAGUGUGGAAGCCAUGGGACGAGACACUGAUCACGUCGUGGUCGAUGAAAGCCAGGAGAUCGAACCGCAAGCAUCAAAGACGCUAA
Messenger RNA from Diaporthe amygdali, 1437 nucleotides. RefSeq lists its product as uncharacterized. NCBI's taxonomy places the organism in Eukaryota, Fungi, Ascomycota, Sordariomycetes, Diaporthales, Diaporthaceae. The record is from RefSeq and is a predicted model, not a curated record. Bases 1 to 1437 code for a protein of 478 amino acids. The transcript is spliced from 2 exons.